GGUCUAUAAUUCUGCAAAUUUCAAAUUCACAGGCACAUAAUCAAAAUUGAAAGAACCCUUUUCCGACAAAUAUCCAGUUAAAUGAUUGCUUAAAUUAACAUGGACUCAAAAUAUUGGAUAGAGAGAUGUCAGCAGCUGGAAGCCCGCAUAAUCGAGCAAGACCGGGAGAUGAAAGACAAAACACAACAAUUGGAGGAUGCAUAUGAACAUACGAAAUUCGUCGAAAGCGAGAGAAAGUCUCUACGGCAAGAAAUAAAGAAUAUGAGAAUUGAAAUGGAGAUCCAACAAAAAAAUACAAACAUAUUGGCUCGCAUUGGCGUUGCCGUACGUGUUCGUUUUCUUGAACAUGUCAAAUCUCAGGUUAUGGGUCUUCGCAAAAGAAAUCUCAAUACUAGUUUUAUUCGAAGAGGAAACGACGUGGCUCAUCGAGCUUAUGGGGCUGUAGAUGCUGCUAUCUUUGCUGGAAAUCAUCUCACAGAUCUCGAAAAGAGACAACUGGAAGGGGUUUACGGACUUAUUUAUGAUGGCUUAUGUCCUCAAAAUUAUGGAAGUAUGCCACCACGCAUGCUUCAGGGAAUUAAUCAUCAGGGUAGUAUUGUUUCACUUUACGCCUUGAACAAUGGGUCAAUGUCAAUUCGGGAUAAACAAGCCGCAGGCGACAGCAUGGACUUUUUGAAGAAUAAGCGCAUAGAGCUAGGAGAUGAGGCAUUUGAGAAAUACGAAGACGUUGCACGUCAUUUGCAGAGGCUUGGAGAGUUCUCAGAUCUUAUUAUCGCAAAGUCUCGACGGCAGGGUGCUUUGGCGCAUGGUGCCAGCCCAGGGACACUUUCCACCAGUUAUGGACCUCCUCAGACUUCACCAUUUCGUCAAAAUUGCCCCACUUCUCCCCAUUCGCAUCUUGACAAGAGUUUCAGAAAGGGACAUAAUCCGUUCCUUUAAAUUAAUAAAUAGACUUUGAAGAGUUUCGUCAUCUUCUCGCAACACUUGCUCGAUCAACGAAAUGAACAUUAUCGCCGUCACUUCCUUAAAAUAUCCAUAUUCAGUCUUUCUCGGUCUUCAAUUAUACACAGUGUCCAUUGAAUUCUGAAGUUUGCCAAGUAUUUGAGAAGGAUACAUACGGGUUCAAUUUCCAUAUAAUGAUAUAAUUGGCAGAUAUUUCACAGUUCAUUAAUGUUUCUUCAAUUAAAAUCUUUCAGGUAGAUAUCGGAUGAUUGACCAUUGUAUGUAUUUGUUCCAGAUUCUUAGAUGUUAUUAUCUGAGGUGGGGAGUGAAGUAAGAAAGGGGCCUCGCUUAAUCACUAGCAUGAAGUGAAUCCA
Botrytis cinerea B05.10 is the source of this 1316-nucleotide messenger RNA. RefSeq lists its product as hypothetical. The transcript has 2 exons. Lineage: Eukaryota; Fungi; Ascomycota; Leotiomycetes; Helotiales; Sclerotiniaceae. Bases 100 to 939 code for a protein of 279 amino acids. The record is from RefSeq and is a predicted model, not a curated record.